Messenger RNA from Panicum hallii, 1721 nucleotides. Its product is annotated as flagellar attachment zone protein 1. The record is from RefSeq and is a predicted model, not a curated record. The coding region runs from base 126 to 1445 and encodes 439 amino acids. The transcript is spliced from 15 exons. Lineage: Eukaryota; Viridiplantae; Streptophyta; Magnoliopsida; Poales; Poaceae.
UCUUCCGGCUCGCCCAUCUCGCCCCCGCCCGAGGCAUCCCAUAACCGAGGGAACCAGGGAGCUCCGGCCGCCUCCGAUCCGGAGCUCCCAAAUCGAUACCCAUCGGUCGUUCAACCGCCACGGCAAUGGAAGCCCACCACGCAUCGCGGGGCCGCCGUACCCUGGAAGAGAUCCGGCAGAAGAGAGCCGCCGAGAGGAUGCAACAGGCCCCGCCGACCGCGGCGUCUCACGUCGACCCUUACGGGAACCAAAGAGCCGGAGCUGAGCUUCUUGCUCGAGUUCAAGAACUUGAAAAUGGAAAUGUGGAAUUGGAGAGGGAAAACAAAAUGCUCUUGUCCAAGAUUGCUGAGAAGGAAGUUGAGAAGGAUGCCCUUGUAAACCGUUUGAAUGAUCUCGAGCGGAACGUAGUGCCCUCUCUGAGAAAAACUUUGAAUGACAUUUCUUUGGAGAAAGAUGCUGCAGUAGUUGCUAAGGAGGAUGCUCUAGCUCAACUCAGGAGCAUGAAGAAACAGCUGAAGGAAGCAGAAGAGGAGCAGUAUAGGGCAGAACAAGACUCGGCCUCCUUGAGAGCACAGCUAAAUACCCUGCAGCAGCAAGUAAUGGGCAACUCUUAUAGUGGAUUUCCAAUGGGAACAUCGAGUGAGGAAUCUCAUGCCAUGGAAAAGGAGAUACAAGAUUUACAGGCACAGCUAAAGCAAGAGUCAUUGCUAAGGCAGCAGGAGCAGCAAAAAUUAGCUGAAGAGUCCCAACUGAGGCAACUAGAGCAAGAAAAACUGGCCGAAGAGCAAUCCCGCUUUGCUUCUCUGGAGGCUGAAAAGCAACAGUUGGAAGACCAAAUUGCUGUGUUGACAAAGAAAGCUACAGAGGACGCUUCUGAGUUUGCUGCACGCAAGGCAUUUUCAAUGCAAGAUAGGGAAAAACUUGAAAACCAGUUGCAUGAUAUGGCUUUGAUGGUUGAGAGGCUAGAGGGAAGUCGUCAAAAACUGUUAAUGGAGAUUGAUUCUCAAUCAUCAGAAAUAGAAAAACUGUUUGAGGAGAACUCAGCCUUGUCUACUUCUUAUCAAGAAGCCAUAGCUGUUACAGUGCAAUGGGAAAACCAGGUUAGAGAUUGUUUGAAGCAAAAUGAAGAGCUUCGUUCUCACUUGGAGAAACUAAGACUUGAGCAAGCUAGCCUGUUGAAAGUAAGCAAUAUCAAUACCCAAUCAGACAACAGCAUCUCAAACUCACCGGAAUUGGUCACUGAGAAUCUUUCUCUAAAGGACCAGCUUAUUAAAGAACAGAGCAGAUCUGAGGGGUUGUCGGCAGAGAUAAUGAAACUUUCAGCUGAGCUUAGAAAAGCAGUCCAAGCACAGAAUAACCUCACACGACUAUACAGACCUGUAUUAAGAGACAUUGAGAGCAAUCUAAUGAAAAUGAAACAAGAAACAUAUGCAACGAUCCAGUAAUACAUAUUGUCGUAUCACUGAGGUAUGGGCACAGGCUUCACCGAUGACUCAAUUAUAGGCGUUCUGGACGUGUUGGUCUCGUGCCCUUCUCCAAGAUGCUGGCGCAAGGCAGUUCGUUUGGUAGCUACUGUUCGUUCGUAGAUUUCAGUCAGGAUGUUGUAUCUGCACCAUACUUGUUGUAUACUUGUAUACUUGGUUCCCACACUGAUUUAUCUUGUAAAUUGGGAGCGAUUACAAUAGAAAAGAAGGGAUCAGAUCCACAGCUUAUCAUGGCCA